AUGUUAUUUCUCUUCAAAUAUUCUGCGGUUCUGCGGAUCAUCAAGGCGCGUGAGCACUGUCACAGAUUGAAGAGAGAGAAGAAGAAGACAUUUAAAAAUAAUACAGAUAACACUGCUUGUGAGAGAUUGAAAAAGAAGACAAAGCUGACAGAGAAGAAGGGAAUUGAGGCCUUGUUCAGGUCUCAAAUGUACUUCAUGAUUCAGAACAUUGAGAAGAUAGUUCUGCUCUCUGAGCAUGUCAAUCUGCUUAUCACUGAGGUGGAACCUGAGGCAGCAGACCAGGAAAUGCAGGAUUUUGAGAUACAGAUUGACCUGGCUGAAGAAGAGCAGUGA
Molecule: messenger RNA, 333 nt
Organism: Blastomyces dermatitidis ER-3
Lineage: Eukaryota; Fungi; Ascomycota; Eurotiomycetes; Onygenales; Ajellomycetaceae
Exons: 3
Coding region: 1-333 (110 amino acids)
Source: RefSeq, a predicted model, not a curated record